Molecule: messenger RNA, 2881 nt
Organism: Zerene cesonia (dogface butterfly)
Lineage: Eukaryota; Metazoa; Arthropoda; Insecta; Lepidoptera; Pieridae
Product: alanine--glyoxylate aminotransferase 2, mitochondrial
Exons: 16
Coding region: 122-2569 (815 amino acids)
Biological process (GO): glyoxylate catabolic process; tRNA aminoacylation
Cellular component (GO): mitochondrion
Molecular function (GO): L-alanine:glyoxylate transaminase activity; aminoacyl-tRNA ligase activity; pyridoxal phosphate binding
Source: RefSeq, a predicted model, not a curated record
UUUACAGUAUUUUAAACACAUUGGUCGGCGCCUCAGCACAGCUACUGCACCUCUUCCAAAAUGCAGUUUUAUACCCAAAGAGUACACCGGCCCUAUAGUUCAAAAACUGAACAAAUUGAAGAUGGAUAAUAUACCAUCUGUGCAAGCCAAUAUGUUUAAGAAACCGGUGGUCAUUCACCAAGGUCAUAUGCAGUGGCUUUUCGAUCAUGAAGGCAAGAGGUAUUUGGACCUCUUUGCAGGCAUCGUCACCGUAUCCGUAGGACAUUGCCAUCCUAAGGUGUCUGCGGCUCUUCACGAACAAAUCGAUACUCUGUGGCACACAACUAGUAUCUACAAGCAUCCAAAAGUAUACGAAUACGUUGAACAACUAACUGCCAAGUUUCCUGGCGAUUUGAAAGUGGUUUAUCUAGUAAACAGUGGUAGUGAAGCCAAUGAUCUGGCAACACUGCUGGCGAGAGCAUACACUGGUAACCACGACAUCGUCUCUCUUCAAGGUUCCUACCAUGGGUACUCUAGUGCAUUGAUGGGCCUCACUGCGACACAGUCUUAUAGAUACCCUAUCCCUGUACCUACUGGGUUUUAUCAUGCGAUGUUACCCGAUCCAUUACGCGGUCUGUGGGGGGGAUGCCGCGACUCUUACUCCCAGGUACCCGGCGCCUGUUCGUGUCCAGGGGAUUGCGUCACAGCUGAUAGAUAUAUACACCAACUUAAAGAGUUAUUAGAACAUUCAGUUCCAAAGGGUCGUCUGGCAGCUUUCUUUGCGGAAUCAAUCCAAGGCGUGAAUGGUGCGGUGCAAUUUCCGAAGGGAUAUUUAAAGAAGGCGAAAGAAUUGGUGAAAAGAUACGGUGGAUUAUAUGUUGCUGAUGAAGUUCAAACCGGCUUCGGACGUACGGGCGAUGCAUUCUGGGGUUUCCAAAACCACGAAGUAAUGCCAGACAUUGUGACUAUGGCAAAGGGAAUUGGUAAUGGUUUCCCCCUCGCCGCUGUUGUUACUACUAAAGAAAUAGCUGAUGCGCACAAGAAGGCGUCCUACUUUAAUACGUUUGGAGGGAACGCUCUGGCAGCCACUGUUGGGAAAGCUGUGCUUGACGUAAUAGAGGAAGAAAACAUUCAAGAGAACAGCAAAAUCGUUGGAAAGUAUUUCAUUGAUCAACUAAUGCAAUUACAAAAGAUACAUCCUGCUAUCGGAGAUGUUAGAGGCAAAGGUCUAAUGUUGGGUGUAGAGUUAGUAAGCCCUGGGACUAAAGAUCCUUUGAGCCCAGAAGCAUUCUCGAAUGUUAUGGAAGACGCAAAGGAUAUGGGGGUUUUAUUCGGAUGUGGGGGAAGAUAUGCUAAUGUGUUACGAAUUAAACCACCUAUGUGCAUAAACAAAAAAGAUUUUACCUCUAAAGUUGUGAAAUGUGAGCCUACGAAAGAGCCAAUAGUUGAAUAUGGGAAAACUUCGAAGUUCGAGGGUUACCAAAUAACACUCGAUAAUACAAUUCUAUUCCCAGCUGGUGGAGGCCAGCCUCACGAUAGAGGUUGGUUAAAUGAUAUUGAGGUAUUGCAAGUCCUCCGGAAAGGUGAAGAAGCCCUCCAUUUUACUGACAAACCUCUUGAAGUUGGUGCGGUUGUCUCUCAGAAGAUAAAUUGGCAGAGAAGGUUUGACCACAUGCAGCAACAUUCAGGUCAGCAUCUUCUCUCAGCAAUCCUGGAAAAUGAGCACAAUCUCCCAACCACAAGCUGGUGGCUAGGUGCUGAUGAGAGUUAUGUUGAGUUAGACCGAGCGAGCGUCGAUGGGGAUAUUUUAAGAGCCACUGAGGAUAGGUGCAAUGAAUUGAUUCGAGCAGCCGUGCCUGUUACAGUCAAGUUUUUGAAAGCCAAUGACCCUAAUUUGGAUAAGGCCCAUACGCGUGGAUUGCCAGAAGAUUGUAUGGAUACCAUCAGAAUUAUAUGUAUUAAAGAUGUGGAUGAGAACAUGUGCUGUGGCACUCAUGUGUCCAAUUUAAGUCAACUGCAAAUGAUUAAGUUUCUGGGUGCUGAGCAGGGCAAGAAAGGAAAAACAAACCUAAGAUUCCUUGUUGGAGACCGUGUUAUUAAAACUUUCCAGGCUAUGCUGGAUAGAGAGAAAGCACUGACAGGCUUGCUGAAAAAUGAACCAAUGAAGCAUGAGGAACUUGUGCAGAAGCUACAAAAGAAUCUCAAAGUCACAAACAAAAAUCUACAAAAUGUCCUCUCAGAUUUGGCUCAAUACGAAGUGGACAAAAUAAAAAGUGCAGAGCCAAAGCCAAAAUUCGUAUUUAUGUUUAAAAAGGAAGCAACACCUGAUUUUAACCGGGUUAUAUGCAAAGCUUUGGAAAAUGAAGGAAUGUUCAUAUUCUGUGCUUCGGAGGAUCCUGAUAAGCCGAAGGAAGGACAGAUCAUGAUGCAGGGGCCAGAGGAACACUGCUAUAUUUUGGGUCCACAGAUCACACAAAUGCUAAAUGGAAAAGGUGCAUUUAAAAAUGGUAAAUUUCAAGGUAAAGCUGGUGAUUUGACAAAUAUCAAUAAAUGCAAGAAAAUUAUAGAUGAUUACUUCAACUGCCUAUAGUAAAAUAAAAUAAAAGUUGUGUGUUUUGAAAUAUGUUUUUAUUUAAACAAACUUAUACUAUAUUGGUACUAAAAACAGCCCUGACUUGGCCCAUGUUAUAUAUAUACUUUAGCAGUCAGGGAUCACAUACAAUAGUAUUAGAAUUUUUAAAUUAGUCCAGUAACUCUAGGAACAGGAAGGAGAUAACGCAAAAAAAUUGUUGAUUUGUAUCAGACAGGGGCUUUUAUUAUGUAACAACAAAGGAAAAUAAUGAUCAUAGUACUGGCACCAGUGGCCCAAUCAAGAGCAAUAUCUAAUUUGUGGGAGAAUUAG